Molecule: messenger RNA, 681 nt
Organism: Microdochium trichocladiopsis
Lineage: Eukaryota; Fungi; Ascomycota; Sordariomycetes; Xylariales; Microdochiaceae
Exons: 1
Coding region: 1-681 (226 amino acids)
Source: RefSeq, a predicted model, not a curated record
AUGUCACAAGUCCUGGCUAUGACUGAGAGGAUUGCCGAGCUGGAGGGAGUUGCCCAUGGCACCGUUGCCCAUGGCACCGUUGCCCAUGCAACAAGCUCGGUGCAUGAAAGCUCUUUGUCGAGUAUCAGCGAUUCCGUCGAUGGAACUGUUGUAACGCGUUUAGCACCGGGCGCUGUUCCUUCAACGUCCGGGGCCGGCCUGACUGUCGAUGCAUCGCAAACCCACGAAGAUCCUGGGUCAAGCGUGCACUUGACCAGCGCCAAUGCCUACUAUGAUACUACGUCCAGCGUUCAUGCCCCCGAGACAGCGUUACAGCAAGAGAAGACUCCGAUCACCACACCAUCCGUUGUUCAGACUCAAGCUAUGCAUAAGGCAAGCAAACACAGCCUCUUUCCCAGCAGUCACAGUCAACUUCGAUUCUGGGAGGAAAGAGUGAUCGAAUCAGCAAGUACUGAGCUGCAUCUCCCAACAGAAACUGUGCGACAUCUACUCUCGACCCACUGGACAUGGGUUCACCCUGCCUUCAUGUUCGUGGAUAGAGACACAUUCUUAAGAGACGCGGCUAAUAGGGGUGAUUUCUACUCACCAUUGCUGCUCAGCGUCCUUUGCCUACACUCGACGCGGUUUACGGACCAUCAUCUGGACGAAGAGUUAUUGGCUAGAACGAAGCUCUUCAUGUGA